AUUGUUGUCAUCAAAAUCACAUUCUGGUUAUUUCUGCUGGUCAUUAUUAUCAUCCUCUUGGAGUCAUCAUUAUCAACUUUUCUUUUCUCUUCAUCAUUCAUCAUCAUUAGCUUGGCCUCUUCUCAUCAUCACCAUCUUUUCCUUCUCUUCAUCAUCAAUAUCAUCAUCUUCCUUUUCAUCAUUACCAUUAUCUUUUUUCUUCUUCCCUUUAUCAUCCUCAUUACAUUUUCCUGUUCAUCACCAUUAAGAACUGUCACUAUAAAUGCUAAGCUUUCUUCGCCUUUUGACAGAACACGGUGUACAAUGAUCUGGGAGGUGGAGUCUUAGCAAACGCCUGGGCUUGUUAUAACUCCACACUGUUCGCUUAUGGGCAGACAGGCUCGGGAAAAUCUUGGUCUGUCAUUGGAUAUGGAUCCAAUAAAGGAAUCGUGCCAUUGUUCUGUAACGAUUUAUUUAAUGGCAUCACACAAAACACAGAGGAGAAGGAGUUUGAAGUGAGGUUCAGCAUGUUGGAGAUCUACAAUGAGGUAGUUCAUGACCUGCUCAACCCCACCAAGAGCAAGAAAGGCCUCAAGGUCCGCCAACACCCGAAGAAAGGCUUCUAUGCUGAAGGCCUCAAGCUGGCUCUGGUCACCAACUACAACGAAAUUGAGCAGAAGAUGAACGAGGGCACCGUCAACCGCACCAUCGCCUCCACCAACAUGAACGCCACCUCAUCCCGCGCCCACACCAUCGUUGGCAUCACCGUCAUACAGAAAUUCAAAACAAUGCUGGACAAGAAACAGCAAAGCAGGCCGUUGUGA
Portunus trituberculatus (swimming crab) is the source of this 803-nucleotide messenger RNA. Its product is annotated as kinesin-like protein KIF28P. The record is from RefSeq and is a predicted model, not a curated record. The coding region runs from base 507 to 803 and encodes 98 amino acids. Gene Ontology annotation, molecular function: microtubule motor activity; microtubule binding; ATP hydrolysis activity. NCBI's taxonomy places the organism in Eukaryota, Metazoa, Arthropoda, Malacostraca, Decapoda, Portunidae. Gene Ontology annotation, cellular component: kinesin complex; microtubule. Gene Ontology annotation, biological process: cytoskeleton-dependent intracellular transport; microtubule-based movement. The transcript is spliced from 3 exons.